AUGGGUGGAUCGUCAUUAUUCGGCUCCGAUUCAGAAUCCGAUGACGAGCUCGACGACGCAAGUGCUGGCCCCUCGCAAUCACAGGGGUUCGCAGAUUCUCGCACCGCACCCCCACCGCCGCGGUCACGCUGCGAGGACAGGUCCUCCACCGUAUCACCGCGUGCGGCCCCCGAGGGCUUAUUCCACUUACCCCAGGCGAUCCCAAUCGAACUGCAAUCCCUCUUGGUACACAACAUCACCACCACGUUACCCCUGUCGGUGAAGCAGGACCAACUCAUGUACUUUGCGCAUCUCCCACCCGCUCUCGAUCCACUCUUGGACCGUCUCAACGCCGACAUACCUACUUAUGGUCUCCCUACCGAGGUACUAGAAGAUUUGUUGGACCGACCUGAUCAUGAGCGUGAUCGACAAGCCAUCAUCAACCUCUACCGACCCGGAAUGGGAAUCGCGCCUCACGUCGAUCUACCGCACCGGUAUUCGAGCGUCAUCCUAGGCAUCUCCUUACUCGGCACGACCGUAAUGGAUUUUGUUUCGACAUCCGAUUCCGAGAACAAGUUCGAGUUGGUCUUGAGACCGGGGGACGUGUACAUCUUGUCGGGGGAGAGUCGGUACGCUUGGACGCAUGCGAUCGAGUAUCGGGAUUCGGAUUGGAUCGAGGGGGAGGAGAGGAAGAGAGGCCUUAGACUUAGUGUCACGUUGAGAAGGAUGAAGGAAGGGGGUCAUGUCGUAGGGUGA
Molecule: messenger RNA, 735 nt
Organism: Microbotryum saponariae
Lineage: Eukaryota; Fungi; Basidiomycota; Microbotryomycetes; Microbotryales; Microbotryaceae
Source: the annotation of a GenBank genome assembly